Messenger RNA from Cydia pomonella (codling moth), 1992 nucleotides. RefSeq lists its product as uncharacterized. Bases 551 to 1270 code for a protein of 239 amino acids. The record is from RefSeq and is a predicted model, not a curated record. The transcript has 4 exons. NCBI's taxonomy places the organism in Eukaryota, Metazoa, Arthropoda, Insecta, Lepidoptera, Tortricidae.
AUGAUGAAAAAAAAAACUACAAGAAAUAAAAAUCGGCUUAAUCGGAAAUCGUGUCGUAAGGUAUUUCAAUUUCGCUCGCUUUUAUUGGUGCGCGUGAGACGCCUGAUGACACGACUCAAGGUACAAUAUAUGUAUACACCGUGGGCCAAUUAAAUCGGGCAGAUUAGGGCAGAUUUUUUUUUUUCCUAUAACAUUUUUUGCUCCUUAUGACCUUAGGAAUGCGUGGUUAAAAUCUACCGUUAAAAUUGCCGAUGGUGUGUACUGUAUUGAUACAGAAUGAGAUUAACGUAUCAAAUUGUUUAAAAAAAAGAAUCGGCCGCCAGUCAGAGUGGACAGUAGGUAUUUAUUUUGUCUCCGUUAUCUUUCAACGGACAAAACAAUAACAAUUCUCUGCUACAAUAACAUCCACAACUUGAUAAAAUGAACAGAUUCAUGUAAAUUUUACAAAGGACAGCUACGUAUUCCGAACUUAAUUUGGAUAAAAAAAAUAAGGACAAUUAAAAAGUAUAAAGUGUUAGAUAAAAUUUUAGUGAAUUUUUUUUUUGUAAAAAUGCACGGAGAAGCCCCAGAGUUCAAACGAUGUUGUUUCUGCUUGCCGUUAAGAAGAGGUUUGAUUGCUUGGGGAUAUACCAAGCUGAUACUCAACAUUUUGGCCAUUAUGUACGUUGGAUUCAUAACUUAUAUUUAUGCGGUCAGGUCUUGGAGACCUUCUGAGGCCAGAACUAUUGUGAUUCUGGCAUUUAUGUAUAUCUGUUUACUUCUUGAUAUCGCCUUCGAUAUUAUCUUUAUUUUCGCUGGACACAAGAGAAAUGAGAAGUUGCUGAAAAUAUCCUACAUUUAUAACAUAGUGUGGCUGGGCUUACUGACGCUAGGCAACUGCUUCCAAGUGUACCUGACCUUCAGUAUCAGCUACAGAAUGUGGUUUUACAUUGACAUACAGUACCGCAAAUAUAUUAUCUUGGAUGUGCUCACCAGUUCAGGAAUAGCUUUAAGUCUUAUUUCUGUACAAAUAUACCUAAUAUUGCUGAUACGCAGUGAGAUAAUAAAACUACGCCAGCAGACCUUAGGCAUGCAAUACACAAACUACACAGCGUCAGGCGAACCGCAGUGCACACUUCAUAACACAUCUGACCAUUACACGGAUAAGAAACAAGCUGUGCAGGACUGUUGCACGGAUAAGAAACAAGGUAUGGAGGACUGUUGCACGGACAAGGAACAAGGAACAAACUGUUGCACGAAAGAGAAAUGUAACAAAGGUUUUGUAGCUUGAUAGCACAGACUAGGUAUUAGAUAUGAACUAUUAUGUAUUACGAGUUUAUACUCGUUAUUGUUAGCAAUAAAACUUUAAAAUUAACGGAAAAACGUUUUUAUUUUAUUUUACGGAGUGUGUAACUUUAGCGAUUGAUACUAGAAUGGAACAUGAAAGGCAGCAGGCCUUAGGAAUGCAAUACACAAACUACACAGCUUCAGACUAACCUUCUUCAUAGCUUCAUAACACAAGUGACCAAUACACGGAUAGGAAACAAGCUGUGCAGAUUUGUUGUACGGAUUAGAAGCAAGGUAUGGAGGCCUAUUGCACGGUACUGUUGCUCAAAAGAGAAAUGUAAUUUAAAUAUGAGUAACGCUAUCGGUUAAACGGUAGGUCUUAGCCUCGUAAAUAUAAGGGUCAAUUUAUAACAGUCAGGUUUGACUUCAUAGCGAGGUUUCUUUCAUUGAGAGGCGCCUUAAGCGAAUGCCAAAGCAAUCAUGUCGUUAAAAAACCACUAUCGAGAUAGUAAUAAGGUUAAAAUUACUGUAACAGCUCAUUCAGAGAUAACGAGUUUGGGUAUAGCAGGACGAUCGGUCGCCUGUGUUGCCUGACAAUUAACAAAAUUAGCUGUUACAUGAAUUCGAACCAUAAAAACAGGACGGUAAAGUUUCUUAUUAAUUAUUUCGUAAGUAAUAUUUUAAUAUGUCAAUGUUCUGUGAAUAUACAUUACAUACCUACUUAUU